Messenger RNA from Synchytrium microbalum, 798 nucleotides. RefSeq lists its product as uncharacterized. The transcript is spliced from 9 exons. Gene Ontology annotation, cellular component: SAGA complex. The coding region runs from base 1 to 798 and encodes 265 amino acids. The record is from RefSeq and is a predicted model, not a curated record. NCBI's taxonomy places the organism in Eukaryota, Fungi, Chytridiomycota, Chytridiomycetes, Synchytriales, Synchytriaceae.
AUGCCCGAAGAAUCUGAACUGUGGAUUGAGAUAUGCAAAAACCUGUAUGCUCUCGAUUCUCUCCGGCUAGUAUCAGACCAGACCAUCAUUAAAAUCAACAAGGCCCACCAGAAACUCACCUCGAGAGAAUUGGAGACUCUCAAUUCAAAGAAUGCUACAAAGCUCCUAGAGUUGUACAAGGAGGCCGAAGAUCAGGCUGUAUUGGAAAAAAAAAAAUCGCAAGAAUUGGUAGAUCAAUUAGCUGCCCUGGUGUCUUUGCGAGAAGCCUCUGAAACAAGCGAUUCAAAGAAACUGAAGCGCAAAGUCGACGAUAUUAAAGGCAAAUCUGGUGGUCCAGUGCAGAAAAAGGCAAAGUCUGAAGCCUCCACACCAAAUGCUGUUCCUGUUGGAGGACUGAAUCCUGGUGACAAGGUCGCUGUUAAACCUCAAGGCCAUGAUUCUUGGAUUUUAGCAGAGCUGAUAAAAUGGGACACUGAAAAGAACAAGUGGGAAAUUGAAGAUGUGGAGGCUGAUGAGGACACUGAAGUGAAAAAGCACUACUACUUCCACCCAAAACGCUUCAUACCAAUCCCAAAAGACGUUUCGAAAAAGCCGGAAUUCCAACUGGGUCAACAAGUUUUGGCAUUGUAUCCUGGUACCUCGUGUUUUUACUCUGCAUCAGUCAUGAUACCUCCCUCACGAAACAGGGAUGGCAGCUCGUUUGCUGGCUCAUACGUUUUGAAGUUUGAAGAUGAUGACGGAUACGAACGUUUUGUUGAUCCUUCUAUGGUAUUGGACUUACCAACCAUGAAGAAGUAG